AUGUCUCCUUGGCUCAAGAUUCUAACAACUAGGGAUCAACACAUCUAUGUAUUUGAAUUGGCAUUUCCAUUGGUUCUCAACAAGAACAACUUGAUGAAGCAUACACAUUGGUUGCCAAACAGUUCUGUUCACUACCUGGAGAUAACAGUUGUCGCAGGGACUCAUGAAGAAGAUGAUUUCUCAACACAAUACAAACCAAAGAUAGGCAACCCAAUACUCAAACACGACUCUAUGGAAAAGGAGGCAUACUUUGUGACUUAUCUGAACGCUUUAUCAUGA
Molecule: messenger RNA, 279 nt
Organism: Williopsis jadinii
Lineage: Eukaryota; Fungi; Ascomycota; Saccharomycetes; Phaffomycetales; Wickerhamomycetaceae
Exons: 2
Coding region: 1-279 (92 amino acids)
Source: RefSeq, a predicted model, not a curated record